Messenger RNA from Staurois parvus, 475 nucleotides. NCBI's taxonomy places the organism in Eukaryota, Metazoa, Chordata, Amphibia, Anura, Ranidae. The record is from the annotation of a GenBank genome assembly.
UCAUGCUGCUGCCAGUCCAGAGUCCCAUGGGCCCCUGUAGGGGCCCUCCCAUUGCGCUGCCCCAUCCCCAACACUUGCCUUGGGCCACUUUCAGGUCCCUCACACUGUGGUGUGUUCCAUUUUUCCCAUAGGGUGCUGGCAGUUAGGGGCCCUCCCUAGCUGCUCCCAGGCCCCUAAUCGCCAGGGGCCCCUGUACCGCCCCCUCAUGCUGCUGCCAGGUCCAGAGUCUCUCAUGGUCCCUGUACGGCCUCCCAUUGCUGCUGUCUCCAACGCCACACUCUGCCAUGUGCCACUUUCAGGUCUCCUCACACUGGCUGGUGUGUUCCAUUUUUUUGUCAUAGGGAUGCUGGCAGAUUACGGGCCUCCUAUAGCUGCUGCCAGGCCCCUAAUCUGCCAUGGGCCCCUAUACCGCCUCCUCAUGCUGCGCCAAGUCAGAGUCUGUCAUGGGUCCCUGUACAGCCUCCCAUGGCUGCUG